GCUCUGCUUACAGCUUCCAAAGGAAUAUUCUCAACGGAUUCACGGUCUGACGUCUGACAUCAAUUUCUUCUUCAUAAGCACACAAAUGUACAAAUCAUUACGUCUCGGAUUGCUGCGGCAGUUGGAGUUGUACAGGCGCCGUCGCUCACCGAUUGCCGGAAAGGAAAUUCCUUUUGUUGAUGAUGUAGUAUUCUGGUUUGAAUCUCUUGGAUUGUAGAGGGAUUAACAAACUAUGGAUAGACUUGAUGGACCUGCGCGGCUCAUGAUAGUUUCGGAUCUUGAUUACACAAUGGUUGAUCAUGAUGAAGCAGAGAACCGUUCGCUUCUUAUGUUUAAUGCACUGUGGGAAGCUUGUUACCGUCAUGAUUCUUUGUUAGUGUUUUCUACUGGAAGGUCUCCAACAAUGUAUAAGCAGUUGAGGAAUGAGAAGCCCUUGCUGACACCAGAUAUAACCAUAAUGUCUGUGGGAACUGAGAUUGCGUAUGGUGAUUCAAUGGUACGAGAUGAUGCCUGGGAACAAUACUUGAAUCAGAAUUGGGACCGGGACAUUGUCCUUGAGGAAACAGCCAAGUUUCCUGAGCUUAUCCCUCAGUCAGAUACAGAGCAACGACCUCACAAAGUUAGCUUUUUCAUUGAGAAGGCUAAGUCAUCAGAAGUGAUCAAGCUUCUCUCAGAACAUUUAGAGAAGCGUUGGUUAGACAUAAAAAUUAUUUAUAGUAGCGGGACAGCAUUGGAUGUAUUACCCAAAGGUGCUGGAAAAGGACAGGCUCUUGCAUAUUUACUCAAAAAAUUCAAAGAUAAUGGAAAAUUGCCACUCAAUACACUUGUUUGUGGUGAUUCUGGAAAUGAUGCUGAACUAUUCAGUGUUCCUGGAGUAUAUGGUGUUGUGGUCAGCAAUGCACAGGAAGAGUUGUUACAGUGGCAUGCCGAAAAUGCAAAGAACAAUUCUAAUAUAAUCCAUUCAACUGAGAGAUGUGCAGCCGGAAUCAUUCAAGCCAUUGCUAAUUUUAAUCUUGGCCCAUUCCUGUCUCUGAGAGACACUAAAGACUUUAUAAAUUGCAGAGCAGAAAGCUUCAGUCCUGGUCAUGAAGUGGUAAAGUUUUAUUUAUUUUAUGAGAGAUGGCGACGUGCUGAAGUUGAGAAGUCCGACCACCAUAUGCAAUCGAUCUUUUAUUCAUUGGGUAUAUUUGUUCACCCUUCUGGAAGUGAGCAACAAUUGCACAAGUGCAAAGAUAUGAUGGCAAGAUUAUAUGGAGAUAAGGAAGGAACACAAUAUCGUGUAUGGGUGGAUAGAGUUUCAUCUGCACAGAUUGGUUCAGGUGCAUGGCUUGUGAAGUUUGAUAAGUGGGAAUCAAAUGGGGAAGAGAGGCACUGCUGUAUAACAACAGUCCUACUUAACACAAAGCAAGCUGAGGCACCAGAUGGUUUUGUCUGGGUCCAUGUUCAUCAGACAUGGUUGGAUGGUUGGCAAGCAAAAGAUCAAGCAGCUUGGCUUUUCUAGUUUGCUGGAAUUUUCUUUCUGUGAUUGAUUGUUGCAAGGACAUACCUGCAUCCUUUUCUAGUUCUUGUUGGCAAAACCUGCAGUCUCAUGGUUUUCUGCCGUAUUCUAGUUCUGAAUGACUGUGCUGAACAGAUGAUUACUACUCUUACUUUUGUUUAGAACUUACCAAAAACAUUUCCUUUAAGAGCAAUCUUAACUUCUUCUUUAAAAAAUUAAUUUUAUUUUU
Molecule: messenger RNA, 1727 nt
Organism: Rubroshorea leprosula
Lineage: Eukaryota; Viridiplantae; Streptophyta; Magnoliopsida; Malvales; Dipterocarpaceae
Source: the annotation of a GenBank genome assembly